This is a messenger RNA of Phlebotomus papatasi, 3238 nucleotides long. RefSeq names its product cytochrome P450 6a9-like. Gene Ontology annotation, molecular function: iron ion binding; heme binding; monooxygenase activity. NCBI's taxonomy places the organism in Eukaryota, Metazoa, Arthropoda, Insecta, Diptera, Psychodidae. The record is from RefSeq and is a predicted model, not a curated record. Bases 1446 to 2954 code for a protein of 502 amino acids. The transcript is spliced from 2 exons.
AAAUCAAACGAAAAUUCGAUAAACGAUGAGCAAAAAAAACUGUACGAUUAAUUUCUCGUAUAAUUUAUUUUGCUCACCGUUUAUCGCAUUUUCGUUUUAUUCCUUCAAUUAGGUGUGAUUCCUUCUAAUCUCACCUAUUUUCUUAUAUUAUUUUCACCUAGUGCCACCGAGUAUGAGAUAAGGUAAUACAGUAAUCGAGAAUUUCCGUAAGAAUUGCAAUGAAAAUGCGUAAAUUAACGAAAUACGGUGAACAUAUUACUGUCAAUAUGAUUCUGCUCUAAAUAUUAUUAUUUUUUUAAUUGAGUGCUCUCUUAUAAAUAUAGACAGUCACAGAAUAAACUAAUAUUAUAUAUCAUAGAUACUCUAGUUUGAAUACAAUAUGACUUUUUCAAGAACAAUUAAUGUUAAUUAAUCCUUACGCUUUUGUUUUGACUAAAAAUAAAGAAAUAUGAUUUAAAAAGGGAAAACUUUUCCUAUUUUCGGCGAUUUUUCAGAGAAAUUUUAUUAGGUUUCAUAUGUAUAAGUAUAAUGUGUUCCUGAUUUUCUUUUAGUAGGUAUUUUGCGGAGUUUACGGUCAGGGGCCCUGGAAUAAUGCAUUGUUCGUUCUGAGAAGCCCAUAAUUCGUAGCUUCAUUCUCCCCAUUUCACGAUCAAACCCAGACUGCUCCCCUCUUUCACGACCACCCUGUUGCAGUAUCAUUUUAGAGAGAUGAAGUGACUCACGACUUUCAAAUUAUGACCAUUGCAAACUUAAUUAAAGAACUUAAAACUUUUUAAAACUUCUUCUAAUCAAGAUUACUCUGAAAUUUUUGGACGACUUUCAACAUUUUCAUAUCAAUUUCUUUAUACGUAUCUCAUAUCAUUGCAUUUGGUUUAAAUAACUUGGAAAACUGAGGUAGGAAAAGCUAAUGCAAAUUAUUUUAUUAGAAUAUAAUAUCAAUUAUUAUUGCAUAAUGGUUUGGUUUAAGAAAGAAUUUCGCGAUAAAGUGAUUAAGAUAGGAAUUUCUUUCCUUUUGUUGAUUUCUCCGAGUCACGGUUAGUCAUCGCAUUAUAAUUAAUGAAUCUUGUUUUCACUGUACGCGUAUCUUAAAUUUUAGAUCGACAGCCAAGCCUCUUAUACGAGGUAGACAUGACGACCAAACAAACUUGCCAUAUCAUCUUCAUCACAUUGCAGAUGAUUAAAUGAAGUUGUGUUGUUGCUCAUAUUUUUCUCACAACAACAAUAAAUUUCAACGAUCAGCCAAAAUAUUGCGUAUCCCUUACUCGCUACUUUACCAACUGUAAAUAUCAGCAAAAAUAAUACUACCAUGAAGUUACCAAUACCUCUUUGAAACCCUAACUGUCUAUAAAAUAGUCAAAUUUGCUCAACUCAUGAGCUAGUAUCUGACUGAUCGUGAAGUGGAAGGUAUCGUGGAAAUUUGUGCUUAUAUUCAUUAUCCAAAAAUCAUGGAUUGGAAUUUAGUUUUGGUGUCUGUUGUUACCAUUCUGGUGGCAGGAUAUUUGUACGUGAAGAAGAAGUUCCAGUACUGGGAAGAAAAGGGAGUUCCUUAUGUAAAACCCAUAUUCCCAUUCGGAAUUUUGAAAGAGAUGGGUAGUACUAAACAUUCAAGCGAGAUUUUCACAGAAGCAUACAAAGAACUCAAGGGCAAAAAUGCUUUUGGAGGUGUUUACUUCUUCACAAAGCCCGUUGUUAUUCCAACAGAUUUGGAACUAAUGAGAAAUAUUUUCGUGAAGGAUUUCCAGUAUUUCACUGACAGGGGAUUCUAUGUCAAUGAAAAAGAUGAUCCUCUAUCUGGUCAUCUCUUCGCCUUAACUGGACAACGUUGGAGGAAUUUAAGGAACAAACUAAGCCCUACUUUCACUUCUGGAAAAAUGAAAAUGAUGCACAGCACAAUUAUUGCAGUUGCCAAAGAAUUCCAGAAUUAUUUAGAACCAUUUGCCGAAAAGAAGGAAACGAUUGAAAUGAAGGAUGUCCUUUCGCGAUUUACAACUGAUGUUAUUGGAAAUUGUGCUUUUGGAAUUGAAUGUAACAGUCUCAAACAACCGGACACGGAAUUUCGUAGAAUUGGAAAGAAAGUAUUUGACUUUUCAGCCUUUGAAACGCUUCGCUUUUUAUUCCUUGUGAUGUUCCAAGAUUUGGGUCGUCUGAUGAAAAUGAAAAUUAACAAGCCCGAAGUGUCUGAUUUCUUCAUGAGGCUUCUCAAAGAAACCACUGAGUAUCGUGAGAAGAACGAUGUGAAGAGGAAUGAUUUCCUCUCACUUUUACUUCAGAUCAAGAAUACAGGAAAACUCGAAGGUGAUGAUACGGAUUUAGGAAAAAUGACCUUUGAAGAAUUGGCUGCACAAACGUUUUUGUUUUUCAUUGCGGGCUUUGAAACUUCCUCUUCCACUAUGAACUUUGCCCUCUAUGAACUAGCUCAACAUCAGGAUAUUCAGGACAGAGCGAGAGAGGAAGUGAAUGGUAUUUUGAACAAAUACAAUGGUGAAUACACUUAUGAAGCUUGUAUGGAGAUGAAAUAUCUCGAUCAAAUUAUCCAUGAAACUCUCAGGAAGUAUCCCAUUGUGGACAAUCUAUUCAGAGUUUGCGGACAGGAUUACCAAGUUCCUGGCACCAAACAUGUGAUUGAGAAGGGAACAUUAGUAGCAAUUCCGGUUUAUGGAUUUCAUCAUGAUCCUGAAAUCUAUCCGGAUCCUGAGAAAUUUGAUCCGGAUCGCUUUACCGAUGAAAACAUCAAGAGCCGACAUCCCUAUGCUUGGAUUCCCUUCGGAGAAGGUCCUAGGAUUUGUGUGGGAUUGCGGUUCGGCAUGAUGCAAACAAGGGUUGGAUUGGCCAAUCUGCUUUCGAAAUAUCGAGUUAAGACGACACCAAAGACACCAAUUCCUUUAGUUUUGGAUCCGAGCGGUGCUGUACUUACCCCUAAGGGUGGAAUGUGGUUACAAGUGGAAAAGGUUUAAUUAAACGAUGGAUGACCAUUUGAUAUUUUGUCGUGUGAAAUCAAUUAACUUAAAAUGAUAUUCUUUGUAUGAUGAUUUGUAAAAUUAAUGCAGAGUCACUGUAAUAUAAAAAUCAUGUACUAUCUAGCUUUGGUCAAAGACAAAUAAAUUUUUCCAGAAAAUUUUAUCUUAUCUAUUAAAUUCUUGCUAAAAUUUAUCUAUAUGUACUUAUGUAAUUUAUAAAUAUUUGUAUAUGUAUUUUUCAAAGUAUUCUAAAUAUUAAAUAGAAAUUUAAUGUUAAUGGA